This is a messenger RNA of Nannochloropsis gaditana CCMP526, 813 nucleotides long. RefSeq lists its product as uncharacterized. Gene Ontology annotation, biological process: mitochondrial citrate transmembrane transport. The record is from RefSeq and is a predicted model, not a curated record. The transcript has 5 exons. Bases 1 to 786 code for a protein of 261 amino acids.
AUGGGGAUCGGAGGAGGCGGUAAGGCAGAUGCCGUGUCCUACUACACGGCCUCUGGUAUUGCCGCCAUCAUCAAUUUCCCUCUCUGGAAAGCCUCUGCCAUAGGCCAAUCCGGGUUCCAGCUCGCCUCCACUACCACCCUCCACCCCACCUUCCCGCCCGCCCUCCCUCCCUACCUCUCCCGAUACUUUGCUGCUAUGGCCCCUCCCUACAAAGGUGUCUUUGCCACCUGGGCAGGAAUGUGUUGGGCGCGUGCGACAAUAUUCUACGGGUCCGAGAGAGGCAAGGAGCUUCUACGGCAGCGAUACGGCGUGACGGGCGCCUGGGCCGGGGCUCUCCCAGCCCUCGUUACCUCCACGUUCGUACAGCUCUGCAACAUGCCCAUCAUUCGCGCCACCAUCACCGUGCAGAACCCUGCCUCGCCCUACCGGAACACCACGGAGGCCCUGCGAGCCAUCUACAAGAAGGGAGGGGUCAAGAUGGAAGAAUGGCUCGACCCCGUUCCCGAAAAUGUCGAUAAUGCCCGAUCUCUCCUCGUCCAACGAUCGGCCAUCAAGGCGGUAACGGCUGGGCUUGCGGGGGCUGUCCUCACAAAUCCGUUGGAUGUGGUGCGCAAUGAAUGUUUUAAAAGGGAGCAGAGUCUCGGCCCUACCCUCAGAGGGCUGGUGGAGGAGGAAGGUGCCCGAUUCCUCUGGAGGGGAAUGGGCAAGAAUGUGGUAGCUGUGACAAUCCCAGUAGCUGCGACUAUUUUUUUGGCCGAUAUAAUCAGCCGCGCACGGGGCUUGUGAGAGAAGGGAGGGGGGGAGGGAGAUAGG